Molecule: messenger RNA, 2405 nt
Organism: Verruconis gallopava
Lineage: Eukaryota; Fungi; Ascomycota; Dothideomycetes; Venturiales; Sympoventuriaceae
Exons: 2
Coding region: 1182-1922 (246 amino acids)
Source: RefSeq, a predicted model, not a curated record
UGCACGAAGUAUAAAUAUCGAUAUCCAAGGUCGCAUUACGUGUCCCCAGCAUGGACAAGCUCGAUGGCUACACGCGAAAGGCUCGCACCGGGAAAAGGCCAGCUCAGCCCACUCAGAACACGGAGAACGCGCACAGCACAGAAUCGUGUGGGUUGAGCAAGCCAAAGACCUUGGUCGGCAGAUCAGCGCAAACUUGUUUCUUAUUCUUUCUAUGCCUGUUCUUAUUUUGGGCACAAGAUCGUGCUGGGGGCCAGGUCCGCUGUCACAUGCAAUCAAGUACACACAUAUCCACACCGUCUCUCGCGGCUCUCUGUUGUCGCGCUCUCUCUGUGCUCUCCGCGUGGGCGUGUCCAACUCAGCCGUGCUUCCGCUGGAUCGUCGGUAACUUCAGUUUGUAUGCAAGGGAUUUGUCCUGCUGCUGGGAUUCCAUUUUCGCAGGUCGGGACAGGCGACAUCGCAGGAACAAAUACAGGAGUAGACGCAGCGGCGGCAGCAGCAGCAGCAGCAGCAGCAGCAAAAAAAAACAACGCAACAGCCCUCUCCGCAAGGUGUGGCGAGAACAAGCAACGGGAGAUGAACAACUACAGCACGACGUUGUGCAAACCCUGGGUAGCCAAGACGACUCCGCAGUGAUCUGUGAGGCCGGCCUGUUCAACCCAUGCUAAGCGACCGGCAGUCAAGCGUGCGGAGCGGCGAGGCUUGAUGCAUUGAUCCCAUCGAAUCCCCGGUGAGACCUUGGUGAGGUAGCAAAGGACAUGCCUCGCCGCAUAUCACCAACUAGCACGCCAAAGGAAGAAACGCACGGCGCUGUGUUGUCCUGGAGCGGAUCGCAAGUAAGAAAGGGCCAAGAGCUCACUGCGGCUUUGAAUGCCUUAUGUGUGGAUCUAGGUCAUAGCUUUGCCCGUAUCCGUGCCUGUCCUGAGAGACAGCGCACAGGACUGUCUCGCCGCUAGCGCUGACGCUCACCGACGCUAUUAUUCGCUGCGCUGCUCGUCGCCAUGUUCACAAGCCUCCCUGGCCGAUCUUGCUGGGAAAAGCUCCCACCAGUCUGGGCUGACCGGCCUGCCUUUUUUAAACGAGACCAGUAGUCGAGAUAUAAUAUAUAAUCGUGAGCUUCCCGCAAUGGCUGUGGGGGCUUUCUGGUUUCCAUCUAACAGCGUUCGUUGGUGCCGACACCAAACAUGGCGCUCUCUUCGCUUCCCACGCGCGCCGUCCUGUACUUUCUCAUGGCAAUCAUGAUGGUCGAUGCGCUUAUCGAGAUGAGCUUCAUUGCCGCUACGGUCGCAUACCUGCAUAGAGAUCACCCGAUGAACGUGCGCGGCGACAACGGCCAGGCCGUCAUUCUCAAGGGCAAACCCGCCGGUAUGAUGGUAGAUCAAGGCCACACCAGCAACGGCGCAGCGGGCACGGCAUUGAUUUUGGUGGGCAUCGUCGGUUUUUUGCUUCUCACGCUCCGAGGUGUGCUGCAAAGAGUGUUCCCGAGGCUUUAUAUGGCCUUGCUGACCACCUGGGUCGUCCUCUGCGUCCUCUCCUUCCUGCUCACCACUGGCGCACUGGGCUAUACCUUCAACGUCACCAACAGCACAUCUGGCCAAGUUAUCGACCUGUCUGGUCUGUCCUCGCCGAUCCGCUACCCGAAAGACAAGUGGGUCCCGCAGACCUGGUACGGCGCGAUCUUGGACGACCUUCACUUUAUUCCUACAGACAGCGACAGCGUCGUUGUUGACGGCGCCAGCAUCCCCUGGGCGACCCGCGGUGACAUCGCGCGCAUGAAGCGCAUCACGAACGGCUGGAAGUGGAAUCUAGUUCCGCUGUUCGUGCUGCAACUAUUUGUCACGCCGCUCAUCGUGCACGAGUACCUCACGAUUCGACGGGAAGGCAGAGUCCCCAUCCCACAGCAGGAGAGGAAAGGCGAUGUCUGAAAGUGACGUACCAUCGUUUGUGAUCGAAUGGUGGAGAAGCGAUUACACGACCAGAAUUUAAAGAGCGUCCGACAACCACGGUCCUGCCAGAUCUAACACCAUAGCAUGUGGCACUCAUUAGAUGAUAAUGUCUAUUUUCACGCAUUGAUACCCGCAAUAGAACCAACGUUCGUUAAAGCAUUCUUGGUUCUUAUGAUGUCAGCAAUGCGAUGCAAGUCUUGUGUGUGAUCGACCGUUGACUCAGAUUACGUGGAGGCGUUGGGAGUACGGGCGAGAUCACGAUUGACAUAGAUGGAAAUCUAAAGAUAGUAUAUGGGAUAGCGAGGGCGAGCGUAGAUUUGGUGAUCGCGCAUAAUCUAAGCCGUGUUGCUACGGAGAAAGCUUGUCAGCUGAUUGUAAUGGGUCUGGGCAGUUUCCAUAGCGAGCAGGGGCAAUUGAUUUUAAAUAUAAUGCAGAAACGCUCAUUUCCAAAAAGAAAAGAAA